Messenger RNA from Mucor velutinosus, 1050 nucleotides. RefSeq lists its product as uncharacterized. Bases 1 to 1050 code for a protein of 349 amino acids. The record is from RefSeq and is a predicted model, not a curated record. NCBI's taxonomy places the organism in Eukaryota, Fungi, Mucoromycota, Mucoromycetes, Mucorales, Mucoraceae. The transcript is spliced from 8 exons.
AUGCCCUCACCAGAUUAUAUAUACACAGGGUCUUUACUGCUCGGUCAAGACAACGUAUGGAACGGCCAAGACAGCAUCACAGGUUUAUGCUUGUACACAGACAAUUCAUCUGAAAAGAGUCAGAUCCGUGAUGCCAGCUUUCAAUUGAAAGCAAUUACUCAUCUAACGGCCAUCAAACUAUACACCUUUAGAUCAGAGCGCUACAAAGUCGCACCAUUGAAUGAGAAAAGUAAAUUGGGUGAUUUUUUGGCAGAAGUGUUUAAUGAAGAGUUCAAUUUGUCUGGUACAACAAGGAGUGCUUUAAUCAUUCACAUGAGCGAUCCUCAAAACAAGCAAGAGAAGGCGCACCAAGUGAGCCUAGUGUUGUAUGGAGAGAGAGCAGAAGCUGAACCAUCUAUAUCAGUUUAUGCGCACCCAAUGUACGAUGACAACAGUUACCUUCCUGCGUAUGAAAUCACAGACAUUCCAGAUGAUAUAAAGCAGGCUGAUAUGGCAGUUUUAUGCGAAAUUUUUGGAACAGAUCAUGAAUUCAAAUCGGAAGAGAUGAUGUCUUCAAUGGACAUUGUGGGACCUAAAAAUCGGUACACAGAAGAGGAGAUGAUGACACUUUUGGCAUCGAAGCCAUCCCAACAGGACACUUCUUCAGAUAUCAUCAAAUCAGCAAUAACAGCUCGCAAAGAAACACAUAAACGCAGAUAUAAUAUACCAGAAAAGAAAAGCAGCAGAUCAUUGAAAUCUGUACCCUCUAAAUAUAUUCCAUCCAAACCAGCAGCCGCAUCACCAUCGUCAUCCAACUCAACCAGCCGUCAAGUAGAGUACAAGAAGAAUUUGAUCCGAAAAGCAAUUGUGAAAGAGUUUAAUAAGCAAGGGAUGCAAGCUGAAACGUCUAGAGAAAUCUUUCAAUUAGCAUAUACCCUCGUUAGACAUUGCUCUAGACAUAUCAUUGAAUCAGCUCAAGAACUCAAUCCAGACGACUUGAGUUUGCUUGUCAAGUUGAACGUAGAUCACUUGAUUAAUAUGGAGACCAUGUCCAGAUUGUACUUGAAGUAG